AUGCCCCAGGACAGCCAGACAGACAAUGAGCUGAGGAUGGAGACCAGGAAGGGCAAAUUCCCCCGACAGAGUCUUGUGGAAGAGGUCGUUUUGAGUGGCUCCACGUCACAAGAAUGCAACGGGAAGGAAAAGCCCCAAAGAUCCCACACAAAGAGGGGCUCCAAACCCAGGCCAGGGUGCUCCAAGGAGGAAAGACCCACCCUGUGCCGGGAUGGCAGCUGCAGCUCCAGCCAGAGCUCAGACCUAGUGGUCCAUGAGCAGCUUCACGACAGGGAGAAGCCCUAUGAGUGUGGUGAAUGUGGGAAGAGCUUCCGCUGGAGGUCCCACCUGAUCCGCCACGAGAGGAUCCAUACCGGGGAACGGCCCUACAAGUGCUUGGAAUGUGGGAAGGACUUCAAUGUCAGCUCCAGCCUGAUCCGCCACCAGAUGACCCACACAGGGGAGCGGCCCUACAAGUGUGGGGAAUGUGGGAAGAGGUUCAGCAGGAGCUUGGCCCUGAUUCACCACCAGAGGAUCCACACCGGGGAGAAGCCCUACGAGUGUCCCGAGUGUGGCAAGAGGUGUCGGGACAGCUCCAAACUCCUCCUGCAUCAGCGGAUUCACACAGACGAGAGGCCCUUCCGCUGCCCCGACUGUGGGAAGGGCUUCUGCCGCAACUCUAGCCUCGUCCCCCAUCAGCGCAUCCACACUGGGGAGAGGCCCUACAAGUGUCCUGAGUGUGGGAAGAGCUUCACUCGGAGUUCUUACUUGACUAAUCACCGGCAGAGCCACCGGUAAGGGAAGCCCUGGGACCGCCCCAACUGCAGGAAAAGCUUUGUCUGCUGCCCCAUCAUCAUCCUCCAUCAGAGGACCCACUUUGCAAAGAGACCUGACAAUGAGCUGAGGAUGGAGACCAGGAAGGGCAAAUUCCCCCGACAGAGUCUUGUGGAAGAGGUCGUUUUGAGUGGCUCCACGUCACAAGAAUGCAACGGGAAGGAAAAGCCCCAAAGAUCCCACACAAAGAGGGGCUCCAAACCCAGGCCAGGGUGCUCCAAGGAGGAAAGACCCACCCUGUGCCGGGAUGGCAGCUGCAGCUCCAGCCAGAGCUCAGACCUAGUGGUCCAUGAGCAGCUUCACGACAGGGAGAAGCCCUAUGAGUGUGGUGAAUGUGGGAAGAGCUUCCGCUGGAGGUCCCACCUGAUCCGCCACGAGAGGAUCCAUACCGGGGAACGGCCCUACAAGUGCUUGGAAUGUGGGAAGGACUUCAAUGUCAGCUCCAGCCUGAUCCGCCACCAGAUGACCCACACAGGGGAGCGGCCCUACAAGUGUGGGGAAUGUGGGAAGAGGUUCAGCAGGAGCUUGGCCCUGAUUCACCACCAGAGGAUCCACACCGGGGAGAAGCCCUACGAGUGUCCCGAGUGUGGCAAGAGGUGUCGGGACAGCUCCAAACUCCUCCUGCAUCAGCGGAUUCACACAGACGAGAGGCCCUUCCGCUGCCCCGACUGUGGGAAGGGCUUCUGCCGCAACUCUAGCCUCGUCCCCCAUCAGCGCAUCCACACUGGGGAGAGGCCCUACAAGUGUCCUGAGUGUGGGAAGAGCUUCACUCGGAGUUCUUACUUGACUAAUCACCGCAUUCUUCAUGAUACGGAGAAGCCCUAUGAGUGUGGUGAAUGUGGGAAGAGCUUCCGCUGGAAGUCUGACCUGAUCCGCCACGAGAGGAUCCAUACCGGGGAACGGCCCUACAAGUGCUUGGAAUGUGGGAAGGACUUCAAUGUCAGCUCCAGCCUGAUCCGCCACCAGAUGACCCACACAGGGGAACGGCCCUACAAGUGUGGGGAAUGUGGGAUGAGGUUCAGCAGGAGCUUGGCCCUGAUUCACCACCAGAGGAUCCACACCGGGGAGAAGCCCUACGAGUGUCCUGAGUGUGGCAAGAGGUGUCGGGACAGCUCCACUCUCCUCCUGCAUCAGCGGGUUCACACAGAUGAGAGGCCCUUCCGCUGCCCCGACUGUGGGAAGGGCUUCUGCCGCAACUCUAGCCUCGUCCCCCAUCAGCGCAUCCACACUGGGGAGAGGCCCUACAAGUGUCCUGAGUGUGGGAAGAGCUUCAUCCAGAGCUCUCACUUGACUAAACACCGACGGAGCCACCGAAGAGAAAAGCCCUAUGAGUGUGGUGAAUGUGGGAAGAGCUUCCGCUGGAAGUCUGACCUGAUCCGCCACGAGAGGAUCCAUACCGGGGAACGGCCCUACAAGUGCUUGGAAUGUGGGAAGGACUUCAAUGUCAGCUCCAGCCUGAUCCGCCACCAGAUGACCCACACAGGGGAACGGCCCUACAAGUGUGGGGAAUGUGGGAUGAGGUUCAGCAGGAGCUUGGCCCUGAUUCACCACCAGAGGAUCCACACCGGGGAGAAGCCCUACGAGUGUCCUGAGUGUGGCAAGAGGUGUCGGGACAGCUCCACUCUCCUCCUGCAUCAGCGGGUUCACACAGAUGAGAGGCCCUUCCGCUGCCCCGACUGUGGGAAGGGCUUCUGCCGCAACUCUAGCCUCGUCCCCCAUCAGCGCAUCCACACUGGGGAGAGGCCCUACAAGUGUCCUGAGUGUGGGAAGAGCUUCAUCCAGAGCUCUCACUUGACUAAACACCGACGGAGUCACACUGGGGAAAGACCCACCCUGUGCCGGGAUGGCAGCUGCAGCUCCAGCCAGAGCUCAGACCUAGUGGUCCAUGAGCAGCUUCACGACAGGGAGAAGCCCUAUGAGUGUGGUGAAUGUGGGAAGAGCUUCCGCUGGAGGUCCCACCUGAUCCGCCACGAGAGGAUCCAUACCGGGGAACGGCCCUACAAGUGCUUGGAAUGUGGGAAGGACUUCAAUGUCAGCUCCAGCCUGAUCCGCCACCAGAUGACCCACACAGGGGAGCGGCCCUACAAGUGUGGGGAAUGUGGGAAGAGGUUCAGCAGGAGCUUGGCCCUGAUUCACCACCAGAGGAUCCACACCGGGGAGAAGCCCUACGAGUGUCCCGAGUGUGGCAAGAGGUGUCGGGACAGCUCCAAACUCCUCCUGCAUCAGCGGAUUCACACAGACGAGAGGCCCUUCCGCUGCCCCGACUGUGGGAAGGGCUUCUGCCGCAACUCUAGCCUCGUCCCCCAUCAGCGCAUCCACACUGGGGAGAGGCCCUACAAGUGUCCUGAGUGUGGGAAGAGCUUCACUCGGAGUUCUUACUUGACUAAUCACCGGCAGAGCCACCGCUCAGACCUAGUGGUCCAUGAGCAGCUUCAUGAUACGGAGAAGCCCUAUGAGUGUGGUGAAUGUGGGAAGAGCUUCCGCUGGAAGUCUGACCUGAUCCGCCACGAGAGGAUCCAUACCGGGGAACGGCCCUACAAGUGCUUGGAAUGUGGGAAGGACUUCAAUGUCAGCUCCAGCCUGAUCCGCCACCAGAUGACCCACACAGGGGAACGGCCCUACAAGUGUGGGGAAUGUGGGAAGAGGUUCAGCAGGAGCUUGGCCCUGAUUCACCACCAGAGGAUCCACACCGGGGAGAAGCCCUACGAGUGUCCUGAGUGUGGCAAGAGGUGUCGGGACAGCUCCACUCUCCUCCUGCAUCAGCGGGUUCACACAGAUGAGAGGCCCUUCCGCUGCCCCGACUGUGGGAAGGGCUUCUGCUGCAACUCUAGCCUCGUCCCCCAUCAGCGCAUCCACACUGGGGAGAGGCCCUACAAGUGUCCUGAGUGUGGGAAGAGCUUCAUCCAGAGCUCUCACUUGACUAUCCAUGAGCAGCUUCAUGAUACGGAGAAGCCCUAUGAGUGUGGUGAAUGUGGGAAGAGCUUCCGCUGGAAGUCUGACCUGAUCCGCCACGAGAGGAUCCAUACCGGGGAACGGCCCUACAAGUGCUUGGAAUGUGGGAAGGACUUCAAUGUCAGCUCCAGCCUGAUCCGCCACCAGAUGACCCACACAGGGGAACGGCCCUACAAGUGUGGGGAAUGUGGGAUGAGGUUCAGCAGGAGCUUGGCCCUGAUUCACCACCAGAGGAUCCACACCGGGGAGAAGCCCUACGAGUGUCCUGAGUGUGGCAAGAGGUGUCGGGACAGCUCCACUCUCCUCCUGCAUCAGCGGGUUCACACAGAUGAGAGGCCCUUCCGCUGCCCCGACUGUGGGAAGGGCUUCUGCCGCAACUCUAGCCUCGUCUCCCAUCAGCGCAUCCACACUGGGGAGAGGCCCUACAAGUGUCCUGAGUGUGGGAAGAGCUUCAUCCAGAGCUCUCACUUGACUAAACACCGACGGAGCCACCGGGGGGAGAAGCCCUAUGAGUGUGGUGAAUGUGGGAAGAGCUUCCGCUGGAGGUCCCACCUGAUCCGCCACGAGAGGAUCCAUACCGGGGAACGGCCCUACAAGUGCUUGGAAUGUGGGAAGGACUUCAAUGUCAGCUCCAGCCUGAUCCGCCACCAGAUGACCCACACAGGGGAGCGGCCCUACAAGUGUGGGGAAUGUGGGAAGAGGUUCAGCAGGAGCUUGGCCCUGAUUCACCACCAGAGGAUCCACACCGGGGAGAAGCCCUACGAGUGUCCCGAGUGUGGCAAGAGGUGUCGGGACAGCUCCAAACUCCUCCUGCAUCAGCGGAUUCACACAGACGAGAGGCCCUUCCGCUGCCCCGACUGUGGGAAGGGCUUCUGCCGCAACUCUAGCCUCGUCCCCCAUCAGCGCAUCCACACUGGGGAGAGGCCCUACAAGUGUCCUGAGUGUGGGAAGAGCUUCACUCGGAGUUCUUACUUGACUAAUCACCGGCAGAGCCACCGAAGAGAAAAGCCCUAUGAGUGUGGUGAAUGUGGGAAGAGCUUCCGCUGGAAGUCUGACCUGAUCCGCCACGAGAGGAUCCAUACCGGGGAACGGCCCUACAAGUGCUUGGAAUGUGGGAAGGACUUCAAUGUCAGCUCCAGCCUGAUCCGCCACCAGAUGACCCACACAGGGGAACGGCCCUACAAGUGUGGGGAAUGUGGGAUGAGGUUCAGCAGGAGCUUGGCCCUGAUUCACCACCAGAGGAUCCACACCGGGGAGAAGCCCUACGAGUGUCCUGAGUGUGGCAAGAGGUGUCGGGACAGCUCCACUCUCCUCCUGCAUCAGCGGGUUCACACAGAUGAGAGGCCCUUCCGCUGCCCCGACUGUGGGAAGGGCUUCUGCUGCAACUCUAGCCUCGUCCCCCAUCAGCGCAUCCACACUGGGGAGAGGCCCUACAAGUGUCCUGAGUGUGGGAAGAGCUUCAUCCAGAGCUCUCACUUGACUAAACACCGACGGAGCCACCGGGGAGAAAGACCCACCCUGUGCCGGGAUGGCAGCUGGAGCUCCAGCCAGAGCUCAGACCUAGUGGUCCAUGAGCAGCUUCAUGAUACGGAGAAGCCCUAUGAGUGUGGUGAAUGUGGGAAGAGCUUCCGCUGGAAGUCUGACCUGAUCCGCCACGAGAGGAUCCAUACCGGGGAACGGCCCUACAAGUGCUUGGAAUGUGGGAAGGACUUCAAUGUCAGCUCCAGCCUGAUCCGCCACCAGAUGACCCACACAGGGGAACGGCCCUACAAGUGUGGGGAAUGUGGGAUGAGGUUCAGCAGGAGCUUGGCCCUGAUUCACCACCAGAGGAUCCACACCGGGGAGAAGCCCUACGAGUGUCCUGAGUGUGGCAAGAGGUGUCGGGACAGCUCCACUCUCCUCCUGCAUCAGCGGGUUCACACAGAUGAGAGGCCCUUCCGCUGCCCCGACUGUGGGAAGGGCUUCUGCCGCAACUCUAGCCUCGUCUCCCAUCAGCGCAUCCACACUGGGGAGAGGCCCUACAAGUGUCCUGAGUGUGGGAAGAGCUUCAUCCAGAGCUCUCACUUGACUAAACACCGACGGAGCCACCGGUAAAGGAAGCCCUGGGACCGCCCCAACCACAGGAAAAGCUUUGUCCGCUGCCCCAACUUCAUUCCCCGUCAGAGAACCCACUUUGCAAAGAGAGCUGGUGACCCACAUUCCUGGUGA
This is a messenger RNA of Corvus hawaiiensis (hawaiian crow), 5973 nucleotides long. RefSeq names its product zinc finger protein 208-like. Gene Ontology annotation, biological process: regulation of transcription by RNA polymerase II. The record is from RefSeq and is a predicted model, not a curated record. The transcript is spliced from 17 exons. Lineage: Eukaryota; Metazoa; Chordata; Aves; Passeriformes; Corvidae. Gene Ontology annotation, molecular function: DNA-binding transcription factor activity, RNA polymerase II-specific; RNA polymerase II cis-regulatory region sequence-specific DNA binding.